This is a messenger RNA of Lutra lutra (Eurasian river otter), 765 nucleotides long. It is a transcript of the gene NDUFA11, whose product is annotated as NADH:ubiquinone oxidoreductase subunit A11. The record is from RefSeq and is a predicted model, not a curated record. Gene Ontology annotation, biological process: mitochondrial respiratory chain complex I assembly. The transcript has 4 exons. NCBI's taxonomy places the organism in Eukaryota, Metazoa, Chordata, Mammalia, Carnivora, Mustelidae. Bases 272 to 697 code for a protein of 141 amino acids.
UUCCUUCACUGAAUCUGGCUGACCUCAGUUUCUCCUUGAUGAAGUCGGCUGAGGAUGCACGCGUGCUUCCUUGACGCCAGUCCCGACUCGGCGCGUGCGCGCCGCCGUGUCUGUGUCCGCGGCGUUCAAUAAAGUUGCACGCUUGUGGUCGACCCCUGCGCCCGAGAGGUUGCGCGCGCCGCCCAGGAAGUCUCGCGAGAACGAGCGGCGGCUGUCCUUGGGCUCGGGGAGCCGGCGGGCUUGUGUGGUGAGGGGUCGGGGGUUCGCAGUUAUGGCGCGGACGCUUCUUCAGCGAUACCUGGACAUCCCCGAUGGCACCGAGUGCCACCGCAAGACCUACGCCAGCACCACAAUCAGUGGUGCCGCUGGCCUGAUCGUCUCUGCCUACAGUGUCAUACUCCAGCCCCCGGAUUCCUUCCUGGAGGGGGUGGCGAGGACAGGGCGGUACACGUUUACUGCAGCCGCCAUCGGAGCCAUAUUUGGCCUUACCUCCUGCCUCAGCGCCCAGGUCCGAGAGAAGCCCGACGACCCCCUGAACUACUUCAUUGGAGGCUGUGCCGGAGGCCUGACCCUGGGAGCACGCACCCACAGCUACGGGGUCGGAGCCGCCGCCUGCGCGUACAUGGGCAUGACGGCCGCGCUGUUCAAGAUGGGCCAGCUGGAGGGCUGGAAGCUCGUCGCGGCGCCCAAGGUGUAGUCCCGCCGCCUCCUGGGUCUGCGGGCAGGUUCCGAAGCAAAGAGAAAUAAAUUCUGUGUAUACUUGUU